AUGAGAAAAUGGCUAUCUAUAAUAAUAUUAAUCGUGAUACAAAUUUGUACUAAGCAUAUAAAAACAAUUAGGAUUCGAAGAAAUAAUACAAUAAUAAUUAAUCAAAGAGAUGGAAAUAUAAUAGAAAAACGAUAUUAUCCAAAAUAUUUUAUAAAUAACCCAUUAGGAAUAAAAAAUAAAAGAAAAAAAAAAUUAUAUGAUUUCAAACUAUAUAGAGGUUGUGGAACAACCUGCUCAUAUGAAUGGGUAGAAAAUGAUGACAAUAUAGAAAUAAAAAUUCGGCUAUCUCCAAAUGUGUGUUCUAGUGAUAUACAAUAUAGAUUAACAGAUGAGUAUAUUUAUGCAAAAAUAAAAGAAAAACCCCAAAGCUUAAUAGAAGGUAAACUGAAAGGGUUUGUUGAUGUAAAUUAUUCUACUUGGUUUUUAGAAAAAUAUCAAAAUUAUAGUAUGUUAAAUAUAUUUUUAAAAAAAAAAUAUAAAGGUAUUAACGAAUGGGUAGGAGUAGUAGAAAAAGAAAAUAUAUUACACAUAUCAUAUGACAACUUAUCAUCUAAACAAAAUAAUUUGGAUUCUAACUGCUAUAAAAGUACAGAACCAAAUGAAUUAUUAUAUAGUCAGGUUUUUGAAGGGGGAAAAAUUGAUGAUAUAUAUAAUUUUUUAAUUAAUUGGGUAAAUAAAAAAUCCAACAAUCAAAAUGAAUUUGGCAUACCUAUACUGAAAUUAAAAACUACUAUUAAUACUAAUGACUAUGAUAUAGAAAUAUUAAUAUCGGGUUAUGAUAUAAAAUGGCUAGCUCAAGAUAGCUUGCUAUUAAAAUUAUGUUCAGGUAAAAAUGAAACCGAAUUAUUUAUACAUAGAGGUAAAAUAGCUACAGGUAUAAGCGGAAAAUUUGGAAAUAUGAUAAGUCAUCUUAUUAAAGAUUGUGAAGAAAAAAUUAUAAAAAAAUUACAACAUGAUAUAAAAGGUGUUUUUUAUCUAAAUCCAACUUCUAAAAAAAUUAAUCAAUUAAUGCAUGAACAUUCUCCUCAAAAUAGCUAUGACUAUAUAGUAGAAGAAACAGGAGAAAAAAAACAUAUUUCCACAAAUGAAGAAACGUUGACCAAAAAAUGUGAUGACCAUGGUCAUAAUAAUAUGAACAAGCUAGAAAAAAUUGGCAAUUGUGAUUACACACACAAUAAAGAAAUACGAAAAGAUAGUCCAGAGGAAGAACUUAUAGUAAAAGAAUUGAAAUUGAAUUCGAAGGUAAAACUUAGUUGUGAUGAUAAAUCAAAAGAACCUGAAUUCAUGAAAGAUUGGCCAGAAGAAAAAAAAAUAGAAUUUAGAAGAAACUCAAUAUUGGAACUAAAAAAAAAUUUAGAAUUAUCUCAAGAAAAUAAAUUAACACUAAAGUUAGAAGAUUAUAUUAAUUAUAUGAAAAUGUCUUUUGAUUUAACAGAAGAUGAAUCAAAAUUAAUUUGGAAAAAAGGAAGUCGUAAAUCGAACGAACAAAAAAAUCGAGAAAAAUAUUAUCGAUUUAUUGAAAUAGAAAAUUUAACAGAUAAAAUUAGUAUGUAUAACAAUGAAAAUAUUGAUUCAUUUUCAAAUUCAUAUAUGCCAGUGAGUGAGGAAAAAGAUGCCCACACAUUUGAUGAUUCAAAUUUUACAGAUGAUAGUAAUGAAAAUCGUGAUAAAGAAAAAGAGCAUGGAGAAAAUUAUACGGAUUUAACACCAAAUAUGGAUAGUAUCGAAAACAAAACCGACGAAAAUGUUAAUAAACGCUUUUAUACUUGUUUGGAAGCAGAAUUUCUUGACUCUGGAAAUAAAUCAAAAGUAACAAUAUAUGAUACAUAUAUAAAUAGCAAUGAUAAGGAGAAAAAAAAAAUGAGAGACAAAUGGAAAAAAAACGAACUAAGAUUAAAUACACUAAUAAAUGAACUAAAAUAUGCAGAUGAAGAAAUGGUUAGUGUUAUUUGUAAUAAUUAUCGAGAUGUUUUACUUAGUGAUGAAUAUGCAUGCUUAAUGAAAAUAAGAUUAAAAGAAAAUCCACCUCAAGAUAUUGAAAAUAAAAGAAUUUUACAAAUUGUUAACAGUUUUGUUAUGAGUUUAUAUGAUGAUAUUAAAAUAGUUAUGGAACACGAAGAAAAAGAACAUUUAAAAAAAAUUCAUCUUAUUUGUGAAAAAGCUAUACAUGAUGAAAAUGGCUUAAAUGAUUUUAUUGAAUCUAUGAAACCUUUAUUAGAUUAUUCUUUUCUUGGUUAUAUUAAACAUGCUAUACAAAUUGAAAAAAAAAAUAUAAAAGCGCAAAAUUUAGAUUUUAGAGAACAUCCUUCUGACUGGUUAAUAAUUUUAAUGAUUAUACAAAAAGGCAUAUAUUCAAUUUUAGAAAAAGAUAUAUGGCAAGAUGUUAUUAAUAUUAGUGUAAUAAUUGGUCAUGAACAACCAAGUGUGAGAAAAACAAUUUUAACAACUAUGGUGGCUUCUAUGCCAAAAGCCGAUUGGAUAUUUUUUAAAGAUAUUAUUAAAACGUUAUUUAAAAGUGUUCAGGAAAAAAAAUUAACAGCUAACCAUUUUCCAAAUUUCCCACAUAUUAUAGAAGCUAUUUUUCAAUUAAAUUAUGACAUUGAACAAAUUUUACCUGACUGGUUCAUAAAAGAAAUGCUCGAUGAAUAUGACAAAUCAGUUGUAGAAUUAAUGAUAUCAAAAAAACCUCUCUUCUGGAAAAUGAAGGAAACGAAAUGGGACAAAAAUUUUAUCCAGAAUUUUAAAAAAAUGCAAAUACAAAAAUACAAAGAAUAUGAAAGCCAUCGAAUUUAA
This is a messenger RNA of Plasmodium berghei ANKA, 2793 nucleotides long. RefSeq names its product CS domain protein, putative. The record is from RefSeq and is a predicted model, not a curated record. Lineage: Eukaryota; Apicomplexa; Aconoidasida; Haemosporida; Plasmodiidae. The transcript has a single exon. Bases 1 to 2793 code for a protein of 930 amino acids.